AUGGAUAUUCCAAAUAUCGAACAAGGUGUUAAAAGCAACACAUUUGAUGCAACAGAAUCCGAAUAUCCGAUAAAAGUUAAAAAAGAUGACGAUCAAGAUUUACUUCUGCAUCCUGGAAAUGGACAGCCAGAUAAAAUAUACUCUUCUAUAAGCUUAAAAGACAUUGUUGGUAAAACAGUGGUUAACAUUCUUGCAAAAAGCAAUCUGCAUGGCCUAUUUGGUUCCAACAAAAUUCUGCCAGGAUGUAAUCUUGACGAUAAUAAUAGGUGUCAGUUUCCAUCCGACAUAGCGAGUGAUCCAUCUGAGUCGCCUAAUUAUUUGCUCAAUCUCGAUCCGGAUAUUGUGGAAAUGCUCGUUGAUAAUGAUCCAUUACUUAUCAACUUCUUCCCAAAUUCUGAAUCUCGACCAUCUAUCUGUUUAGAUGGAAAUUCAGAUGAAAUACAAAAAACGAAAAUAUAUAGUUCAGAAACGAAAUGUUUUAGCGGUGGGAUCCCUGAUUCUGUGCAAGUAAAGCUUCCAGUUGAUUUGACAUAUAAUGAGCUUUCCUGUUUUGAAUACUACUGUAAAAAGAUUCUUCCCGAUCUUUCUAUUUUACCACAGGAAUUCAACUAUUACUCGAGAAUAUACAUACCAAUGGCCUUCAAAGAAAAGGCCAUUUUAUACACCUUGGUUGGAUGGGGCUGCAAGAUGCGCAAAAAUCGUUAUUUAAGUUAUCAGGUUGAAAACAAAGAAGCCGAUAAAUAUAUCUCAUUAGUGAAUGAUGAGAUUGAUCGCAAUAGCAUUUCCCUUACAAGAGAUAAAUUCAUCACCAAUUUUGUGUGUUAUAUGCUAUUAGUUUGUAUGGAAAUAUCGUAUGGUGAUACUGUGAGAUGGUCUGAAUAUUUUACCCGUUGUUUCAAUAUGAUAAAUAGAAUGCCAGGAAAUUUUAAGUAUCUUUUAAAUUCCUGCUCGACAGAGGGAGCUCUAAUGGCUGAAAAUUUUGCAUAUUUUGAUGUUCUUGCGUCUCAGUCAAAUAAGAACGGUACAUUUUAUCCAAUAGAUGAUUAUAGGGAGCUAUUUUCUUCUAACACAAAGAUGCAUGACCCACUUCAGGGCUGUAUAAGGCCAAUCAUUCUUCUUAUUGGAGAAACUGUGAGUCUCUUGGUGGAAUCAAGUUCAUUAAGUCAUAGCCUUGACUUACCAGAUUGUGAUGAAUACGAUUUUAUGAGCAAAAUGAUGACGAAAUCGAUUGAUUUGGAUGAAAGAAUAAAAAAUGCAAAACCGGACUCAGCUUCCCUUAGGUUUCUCUAUUCUCCAGAAGAGCUUGAAUAUCAUCUGACAUUGUUUGAAGUUUAUCAACUAUCAGCGCAGAUAUAUCUUCGGGAGGUUAUCCGUAAGUUACCUCCUGUUGUUCCGGAGAUGGCAAUAUUGGCCUACAGAUUACGUAAUGAAAUGAAAAUAAUAAUUGAGUGCAAGCUGUUGAAAAAAAGUCUUGCAUUCCCAAUGCUUCUACUGGGAACUACAUCAAGCAGACCGAAAGAGAGGAAGGAGGUGGCAUUUAUGUUCGAAUCGUUGAUACAGCAUUGUGGCUACUUAAGCAGCUACCAGAAACUAUGGAUAGUGGUCCAGAAGAUUUGGGAUCUUAAUAAAGAUGGUGCCCUUUAUGUUGAUUGGUUUAGAGUUACAGAGCAAUUUGGAUGGAGACUUAAUUUGGGAAGAUAA
Molecule: messenger RNA, 1701 nt
Organism: Brettanomyces bruxellensis
Lineage: Eukaryota; Fungi; Ascomycota; Pichiomycetes; Pichiales; Pichiaceae
Exons: 1
Coding region: 1-1701 (566 amino acids)
Biological process (GO): positive regulation of transcription by RNA polymerase II
Cellular component (GO): nucleus
Molecular function (GO): DNA-binding transcription factor activity; transcription cis-regulatory region binding
Source: RefSeq, a predicted model, not a curated record